AUGUCACUUCCUGUGUUGCAGAGUCUGGAGUGUGACCUGCAGGAGGCGGAGCUUCAGUCGGCUCAGGUGCGGCGUGUUCACCUGCAGCUGGUGGAGCGUCUGGUGGCUCAUCAGGACAAACAGCUGCAGUUUGUGCAGCGGCAGUGGGAGGACGCCCUGCGGCACCUGAGCUCCUCGCUAACCUCCACCAGGGAGCGGGAAUCUCGUCUGUCUCAGCAGCAGCGAGAGAAACUGGAGCACGUGACGACGACCGUGCAGCAGCAGCACCAAACGGAGCUGGAGGAAAUCCCCAAACUGUUCGGAGGAAACGUCGCAGAGCGCGACAAAGAGACACACGCCGUGCCGCAGGACAACAAGGACACAUCGGAGCAGGAGACGUCCGCGCGGCUCUGCGGCGCAGAGACGGAGGAGCUCGGACCAACUGGACAGCUCGCCGCCGGGACGGACGCAGUGAAGAAGAAGCUGCAGAAGGAAGUUGUCCAUCUGAAGGCGAAGCUGGACUCCAGCGGGACAGAAAACGAGUCUGCGGUUCGAGACCUGACUGCCGCCAUCCUGCAGGUGACCCGGAGGACUCGUGAGCUCCGGGACCAGCUGACUCGGACUCGAGCGGCAGCCAGGGACCAGCUGACUGAGCUCGCCGCCCAGUGCGACGCCACCGCCAACAAACUGCAGGCGGUCUUCGCCAAGGGUCAGAAGGUCUCCCGAGUCCACGACACGUGUCAGAAGAUGGAGAAGCUCGUCGGAGCGAGGCGGGACAGAGAGGGACCUGAGACAGACGAGUCCGCGCAGGAGACGUCGGCGCUGCAGCAGCUGAUGAGGAGCGUCAACGCGGCGGCACUGUGGCGGGACGCGCUGAGGACGCAGAGAGACGCUCUGAGCCGAGAGAACCGCCAGCUGAGGCUCCUGCUGCGUCACCGCCUGGACGCCCUGACGGUCAGCGACCACGACCUCCAGUCGCCCGACGCUCUGCUCAGAGUGCACGGGGCCCCGACCACCACGGGCCCCCCGCUCACCGACAGGCGCCACACCGUGAUCGAGGCCGUCUACGCCGUGCAGCACUCUCUGUGACAGGGAGGGCGGGGCCAGAACAAACCGAGCGUCUGCAAACACGCCUUCACAAAGUUCAAAGGUCACCAAAAACAUGUUGCCGUUUUGUUCUGAUUAUUGUUUAUAACGAUUAUUGUCGUUACAAUCUUAAAAGUUUAAAGUUUACUCACUCAGCUUUCGACCACAUCUGAAGGUCCCCGCCCCCAAAUGACCAGCUGAUGUUUCGAACGCCGGCCUCACGUCUCUGCUCUCUGAUGUCACUUCCUGUCACUGAGCCGCCACCAAGUACAGCUGUAACAACCUUUAUUAUUGUUUUUACCGUUUCAUUCACUGAUAUUCAACCUACGGCCCGGGGGCCACAUCUGGCCCCUGAUAGGGCCCCUGGUGGCCCCAAACACUUUCUAA
Molecule: messenger RNA, 1452 nt
Organism: Plectropomus leopardus (leopard coralgrouper)
Lineage: Eukaryota; Metazoa; Chordata; Actinopteri; Perciformes; Serranidae
Source: RefSeq, a predicted model, not a curated record